AUGCUUCUGCCCAACCGUGACUUCACAACAGUUGGAGAAGGUAACAACAUCGACUUUAGCCCUCCACUUCACACACUAGUUGGGCAUGAAGAUGACAUGCGAGAAGAGGAGCCUGAACUCGAUCGAGCUGAGGAUCGAGUUGAGGAUCGAAUCCAGAUUGAAGAGGAGCUAGGCGAGCCGGAUUGCUACUAUUUUGAGGAGUAUGAAGCUCCAAGGAUGAAUCCCUCUGUUGUGGCUGCUCACAAGAGGAUUGGACUCCUCCAAAAGUUCAACAAGUGGCAAGGGAAGGCAAUGAAGAAGAUGCAAAAUUCCAUGGAUAAGAUGGUGAGCAAAAUCAAGAGCUUGGAGAAGAAGGUCACUGGUUCUUCAUCUAAGAAGAACAAGGCAUCUCUCACCUCUCCAUUCCGUAGGAGCCUCUCAGUUUUGACAACACCAAGGAGACUCCCAGCUCAAGAUCCGCCCAGAGCCUCAUCAUACGAGCCAAGAGAGGCAGAAGAAACCGAACUCGGUCGAGUUGGUGGUCGAGUUAAAUUUGAGGAGCCGGAAUUUGAGAAUCCGGGUUAUGAGUUUGAUCCAGCGCCUUACCAGGACUUCCAUCAGAGCAGCUGGCCUCCAUACAACCGGUUUGAGCGAGCCAGAUUCCACCAAGGCCAAGGGAGCCACACUCACUUUGAGGAUGAUGAUGAAGAGCCACAAACCAAUGAAGGCUGCACGGAUAUCGUGGAAUGGAGUGCUCCAGAACUUGCUUCCCAGAUCUUUGGGGAGCACUUAGGUAUCAAACAUUUCUCCUUGUAA
Messenger RNA from Microthlaspi erraticum, 795 nucleotides. The record is from the annotation of a GenBank genome assembly. NCBI's taxonomy places the organism in Eukaryota, Viridiplantae, Streptophyta, Magnoliopsida, Brassicales, Brassicaceae.